AUGGUGUACCUGAAGUUCUGCGUUUUGUGUCUGGUUUUCUCUGUGGCUUCGGCGGAGGGUAAGGACCCUCCGGUCGUCACCACGAGCCAGGGUCGCAUCCUCGGCACGAGGCUCGAGUUCAGCCCCACCGACCCCGCGCUUCGCCGGAGCGUGGACGCCUACCUCGGCAUACCGUACGCUGAGGCUCCCGUCGGCCCGCUGCGCUUCAAACCUCCCGUCGCUAAGUCAUGGAGCGGGGAGCUUCAGGCCACCAAGCUGGGCAACCGCUGCCCUCAGCCCCACUUCUUCCCCACCAUAAACCCUCCAAACGCAGCCGUUCUUGUCUUCAUUCAUGGCGGUGGCUUCAUCGUAGGAGCUGGUGUCAUGGGGGAUGUUUACCCGAUUGCCACUGCUGCUGUUGGUGAUGUGAUUGUCGUAACACUGAACUAUCGACUCGGGGCUCUCGGCUUUCUUUCAACAAAUGAUGACGUCAUCGCAGGUAACAUGGGACUUUUGGAUCAGCGUCUAGCCCUGGAAUGGGUGAGAGACAACAUCAAAGCUUUCGGCGGUGAUCCAUCACGAGUGGCCAUCUUCGGUGAGAGUGCAGGGGCAGCUAGCGUGGGUUUGCACAUGGUGUCACCAGACAGUGGAGGUCUCUAUCGGGGUGCCAUCUUAGAGAGCGGUGACGCGGUUGCCCCAUGGGCGACCGUUCCGGCCAGCGAGGCAACCAAUCGAGCCUUCACUUUUGGAAAGCUGGUCGGCUGCGAACGACAAACGUCAGCAGCGUUGCUGGAAUGUCUGCAGCAGUUGGAGGGAUUUGACAAGAUCAUCGAAAACCAAUAUGAGAAGUUACUCGCAGAAUUAGGAGGGCAUAUGUUACAGUUGACCUUUGCCCCCGUUGUUGAUGGCAAGGUCAUUCCUGCUGACCCCAAUGACCUUAACGAGCAGGGUGCCAUCAACGAUGCAGUUUCUAUCAUCGGGGCUCUCGCAGAUGAGGGUCUGCUUAUGGUCGCACCUGCCUUCCCAAACUGCACCAACGAAGCGCCGUUUGUUGACAGCAACACCUACGAUACCCACGCGAAAAUUAAACUCUCUUUCUUGGUAAGCCCCGAGCCAAUCGUCGCAGACUUCACCAAAAUGAUUUACACUGACGCUACCUGCGCGGGUGCACCGGACUGCGACUAUCUUCAAAGCCUCUCGCAGGUUAUCGGCGACGCCAUGUUCGUCUGUCCUGGGGUGAAAACGGCCAAGGCCUUCGCCAAGGCGGGCCGUAAGGUCUACCACUACCACAUGCGUCACGUCCCCACUACGCCCAUGCUGGGCAAUAAGUGGACCAAGGCGACUCACGGUGACGAUCUCAUUUUCGUCUUUGGUCUGCCUCUCAUCCCUUCUGCAAACUGGUCGUUCACCGAGGAUGAAGCCCGGAUGUCGAUCCGGACCAUCAAGUACUGGGCGAACCUAGCUAAAACUGGCAACCCUAAUCUGUCUUCCCUAGAUGACGAGCGGGGGGAGGGGGAGAAGCUGCCGGAAUGGCCGUUGUUUACCCUCGAGGAAAUGGCCUACAAAGACCUGUCACCAUCCAUGGGGAAUGGGCGUGGCAUCAAGGCUAAAGAGUGCCUCAUGUGGAACGAGUUCAUACCAAAACUCGUUCACAUUGCUGAGGAAGCCAAAAAGUGCCAAGAGGCCAAAAACGUAAAAGAGGAUAAGGGCGGUAUCGUUCCAGACGGCACAUGCACAAAGAAGACCUGCUCCGAGGAAUAUAGGAAUGAUGAAUCGACCAAGUAUGGGGUUGGGCCAGAUGAACCUUAA
This is a messenger RNA of Acanthaster planci (crown-of-thorns starfish), 1788 nucleotides long. RefSeq names its product acetylcholinesterase-like. The record is from RefSeq and is a predicted model, not a curated record. Gene Ontology annotation, biological process: choline metabolic process; acetylcholine catabolic process. Gene Ontology annotation, cellular component: plasma membrane. Gene Ontology annotation, molecular function: acetylcholinesterase activity. NCBI's taxonomy places the organism in Eukaryota, Metazoa, Echinodermata, Asteroidea, Valvatida, Acanthasteridae.